AUGGCGCCGGCCUCCAAAUUAGGUCGGGGGAAACCUCUGAAAAGUCAAACAAAAGAAGUUUUAAACAAAAUACAUCGGUAUUUCGAGUCCGAGAUAGAAAGAGACCCGAAUUCAACAGUGACCGCCGCACAACUCGUCGUACAUUCCACCGGCAUAUCAAUGAAUGCACUGAAAAGAGUGUUAGCCGAGUAUAAGACCCGAACAACAGUUAAAAAAGAAUACAAUAAAACGCGAAGAAGAUGUAAAAAGAACUUCAUUUCUGACGACUUCGAUGCACAGUCCAUCCGCCGAAUCAUACACAAUUUCUACACCAAAGAAGAAGAGUUUCCCAUCAUGAAAGAUCUGUAUUUAAUCCUCAAAGCAGACAUGGACUACCAGGGAUCCCUGUGCACUCUGAGAAGACAUGUGGCAAAAUUAGGAUUUAGGUGGGUCGAAACUGAAGACAAUAACAGUAUUUUAAUAGAGAAACAAGACUUUAGAUAUGUACGGAUCCAAUAUUUAACCAAGGUUGAAGCAUAUAGAAGUCAAGGUCGUAAUAUUGUUUAUACAGGCGAUACGACCAUCGAGAGCAGCCGCAUGUCUUCGAAACCAAAACCGGACGGGACUUCGACUGUUCUUAAACAACCAGCCAAAAGCAAGCUGGUCACUUUAUUAGCCGGCGACCUCCAAGGAAUCCUCAAAAACACACUUUACAUUUUUGAUAGCAGCAAGAGGGAUGUCAAAGAAGAGGAUAAUAAGAACGAAAACUAUUUUAAUCAUGAAAAGUGGUUCCGAUAUCAUUUGUUACCGAGUUUGAAGCCCAAUAGCAUUGUGAUUGUAGACGGUGGACUAACCUGGCACAAUCGGCUGGUCAAUCCGACACCGCACUCGAAUUCCCGGAAAAAAGACAUGAUGGAUUGGCUAACUUCGCGCAGCGUGCCGCACUCAUCGAACAUGUACAAAGCACAGCUUUAUCAGCUCAUUUUGCUUCAUAAGGACAAAUUCAGUGACUAUAAAAUUGAUGCACUGCUCAGAGAACACGGGCAUACAGUCUUGCGCUUACCGCCACACCAUCCCGACUUAAACCCUAUUAAGACCGUCUUAUCUAGCGUCAAAGAAUAUAUAGGCACAGAUAUUUCCCUGAAAUUGGAGAGCGUCUUGAAAAUUGCCAAGGAGAAAUUGUCUUCUAUUGAACCGGAAGAAUGGAAACAGACCUUCAGACUUGCAGAGGCAGAGGAAAAUAGCUUGAAAGCUACUGAAAUGAUUAUAGAUGAGAUAUCAGAGAGGACAUUCAAGAAUAUAGAUGAAGAAACAGGUGAAAGUGAGAUAGAAGAUGAUAACGGAUCUGAACAGGAAUCGAUGGAUAGUGACUGA
This is a messenger RNA of Plutella xylostella (diamondback moth), 1353 nucleotides long. The record is from RefSeq and is a predicted model, not a curated record. NCBI's taxonomy places the organism in Eukaryota, Metazoa, Arthropoda, Insecta, Lepidoptera, Plutellidae.